Molecule: messenger RNA, 1083 nt
Organism: Pyrenophora tritici-repentis Pt-1C-BFP
Lineage: Eukaryota; Fungi; Ascomycota; Dothideomycetes; Pleosporales; Pleosporaceae
Product: DUF2424 multi-domain protein
Molecular function (GO): lipase activity
Source: RefSeq, a predicted model, not a curated record
AUGGCCGACCACAACGUGAGCAAGUUAGGCAUUGCUUCAGCCCUACUCAAAUCCGUGGGCUCGGCUCUCCAACGAUCCCUCACCUCCCCUUUCAAAGGCUCCAAUGGCUCCAACACGUACUACAAAGAUGUACUAUUGGCCGCCUUCCGCACCAACCUGGGAAACCUCAAUGUCGCCCAGGAUCGUUACAUGAGUGGACCAUCCUCUACACCCAUCUACAUCAAGUAUGCCGAGGACCAUAAGUUUGCUCCAGAAAGCGUAACGCUGCCGAGCGGUACACAGGCGCAUUGGCUAGGCAAUCCUAGAGCUAAGAAAGUAUUGGUUUACUUCCAUGGCGGUGGAUAUGUUAUGCCCUGUACAGCCGGCCUCGUGGUUUGGCUCGACGAUCUUCAAAAGUCACUGGGCCCCGAUGUCUCUGCGCUUCUCCUCAUGUACGACCUAGCGCCAGAGGCCAAAUACCCUACACAACUAAAGCAAGCUGUCGAGCUGAUGCGAUACCUCAUCGAAACCGAAGGCCGCAAUCCCUCCGAUCUCAUCCUGGGCGGCGACUCUGCUGGGGGAAACCUCAUUCUGGGUCUUCUCUCACACAUUGCGCACCCACAUCCUGAAAUUGCACCUCUUUCACUUCCUUCCAAGAUCCAUGCAGCUCUUCUCAUCUCGCCAUGGUGCUCUCUGACUCAAACUAACACGCCAGCGUUCAUCACGAACGCUGAACGCGACAUGUUCGAUGCGCGUUGUCUCUCUCGUUGGGCCACGGCCUUUCUCGGCUCAUCUGACCCCUUUGUUGGCGACUUUUACAACGAACCUGUCCUAGCAGCGCCAGAGUGGUGGGAGCCUGUUGCGGACAUUGUCGGAGAAGUCCUCAUAUGGGCUGGCGACAAUGAAGUGCUGAAGGACGGCAUUGAAGCCUUCUCCAGAAAAUUCACCAAGGGUUUUGGAAGCAAGGGUGGCUUGGUCAAUACCGUGAUUACCCCGAAGGCAUGUCAUGAGGAGAUGGUUGUAGAGAGGAUAUUGGGCUACAAAGGGGAUUCUGGGACAGGCAGUCACGAGGUCGUUGAAAGCUGGAUGAAGGCAAAACUCUGA